AUGAAGAGUUUCAUUUGUGUAGCUGUUUUUUUGGCCCUAGUUGCUGUGUCCAGUGCCACCACUGUUAAAAACUGUGCUAAAACCAAGGCACGCCUAUUGGAGAAUGGCGAUGUUACCAUUUCAAAUUGUCCCAAAUCAAAGUGUACCCUGAAACGGAACACAGAACCCGAAAUUGAAAUUAAAAUCAUACCCAAUCGUGAUUUCAAAGAAUUAAAUUCGGACAUUCAAGGUAUUCUUUUGGAUGUGCCGUUGCCCUUCCCCGGUUAUUAUGGUACCAGUGCUUGUCCUCACAUCUACGAUGCAGAGGGUAAAAAUCAAGUAGGAUGCCCCCUGAAGGCUGGUGAAACAUAUAUCUACAAGAACAGCUUUAAAAUUCUGCCCAUUUAUCCAACUGUCAGUCUGACAAUUCACUGGGGUUUGGGUGACAAGGAGGGUGAUGCUGUUUGCUUUGAAAUACCAGCAAAAAUUAAAGCUUAAAGA
Molecule: messenger RNA, 480 nt
Organism: Musca vetustissima
Lineage: Eukaryota; Metazoa; Arthropoda; Insecta; Diptera; Muscidae
Gene: Npc2b
Product: ecdysteroid-regulated 16 kDa protein
Exons: 2
Coding region: 1-477 (158 amino acids)
Biological process (GO): intracellular cholesterol transport
Molecular function (GO): sterol binding
Source: RefSeq, a predicted model, not a curated record